Messenger RNA from Fusarium coffeatum, 1605 nucleotides. RefSeq lists its product as uncharacterized. The transcript has 4 exons. The coding region runs from base 1 to 1605 and encodes 534 amino acids. Lineage: Eukaryota; Fungi; Ascomycota; Sordariomycetes; Hypocreales; Nectriaceae. Gene Ontology annotation, molecular function: carbohydrate:proton symporter activity. Gene Ontology annotation, biological process: transmembrane transport; carbohydrate transport. Gene Ontology annotation, cellular component: membrane. The record is from RefSeq and is a predicted model, not a curated record.
AUGGGUAUCCUAACUCUUGCUGAGGACAGGCCUACGCCGCCUUCGGUGUACAACUGGAGGGUGUAUGUCUUAGCUAUCGUGGCCUCCUGUGGAUCCAAUAUGAUUGGAUACACCAGCGCUUUCAUCGGAACGACCAUCACCCUCGACUCAUUUAAGAAAGAAUUCGGCAUCGAUCAAAAGAGUGCCGAGGAGCGAAACUUGAUCAGUGAGAAUAUUGUAUCGCUAUUCAUCGCUGGCGCCUUUUUCGGUGCGCUUCUUACCUAUCUUCUCAGCCAUUGGGUCGGCCGCAAGUGGUGUCUUGCCAUCGCAUCUGCUACUUUCACGCUUGGGGCUGGUCUUCAGUGUGGAGCCGACUCGGGCACUGGGUUAGGUAUUCUUUACGCUGGUCGUGUUCUCUCGGGAUUAGGAACAGGUGUCGCAUCCAAUAUCAUUCCCAUCUACCUUUCAGAACUUGCGCCACCCGCUAUCCGUGGACGGCUCGUUGGUCUGUAUGAGCUUGGUUGGCAAAUUGGUGGUUUGGUCGGGUUUUGGAUCAACUAUGGUGUUGAGAAGCACAUGCCCGAAAGCCACCAACAAUGGAUCGUCCCCUUCGCCGUUCAGAUCAUCCCAUCCGGCCUCCUCUUCCUCGGCACCUUGUGGCUUCGUGAGUCACCGCGAUGGCUGUUCCUGAAGGACCGCAGAACACAAGCCAUGAAGAAUCUUUGCUGGAUUCGACAGUUAACUCCAACCGAUAUAUACAUUACAGAAGAAGUUGCAGCUAUUGACCAUGCUCACGAGAUUCAAAAGCAUACUGUCGGUCUCGGCUUGUUCAAGCCUUUCCAAGCUCUCGCUCAACGACCAAACAUGAUGUACCGACUUUUCCUGGGAUGCAUGCUGUUCUUCUGGCAGAAUGGAUCGGGAAUCAAUGCUAUCAACUACUACUCCCCAACUGUGUUCUCGAGCAUUGGUGUUCAGCGCGAUACAGUCAACGUCAUGACCGGAAUCUUUGGCAUCGUCAAGGCUGUCAUGACCUUCGUGUGGCUUCUGUUCCUGGUUGAUCAGCUUGGUCGACGCAAGCUGCUGCUCAUCGGUGGUAUCACUGGCUCGAUCUGUAUGUGGGUAUUGGGCGCAUACAUCUACGUUGUCGACCCUACCAAGAACCCGCAGGAUCAUCUCACUGGUAGCGGAAUUGCCGCUAUCGUAUUCUUCUACCUAUGGACGGCCGUCUAUACACCCACAUGGAACGGUACACCAUGGGUCAUCAACUCUGAAUUCUUCGACCCAAGUUUCCGUUCUCUUGCCCAAGCCUGCACGACCGCUAGUAAUUGGCUCUUCAACUUCCUCGUGUCGCGGUUCACUGAGCAAAUGUUUGCGACAAUGGGUUACGGUGUAUACAUGUUCUUCGCUACGCUAUCAUUCUUCGCGUUCAUCUUUGCCUUCUUCUUGAUCCCUGAAACGAGUGGUAUUCCUCUGGAGCAGGUUCACCGCUUAUUCAAGAUCAAGCCAAUUUGGAAGGCCGAAAAGAUUCUCAAGGAGGAGCUGAAACAGGAGGAGCAGCAGUUCCGUCACGACGUUAAGGGAGAUGUCAGUCAGUCUGAGAAUCUGGAGGAUGUAGAAAGGGUUUGA